Molecule: messenger RNA, 3228 nt
Organism: Homalodisca vitripennis (glassy-winged sharpshooter)
Lineage: Eukaryota; Metazoa; Arthropoda; Insecta; Hemiptera; Cicadellidae
Product: irregular chiasm C-roughest protein-like
Exons: 10
Coding region: 12-2183 (723 amino acids)
Biological process (GO): cell-cell adhesion
Cellular component (GO): cell-cell junction
Molecular function (GO): cell adhesion molecule binding
Source: RefSeq, a predicted model, not a curated record
UCAGUGACAAAAUGGUGCUAAGGUGGUUGGUAGCACUGCUACUGUGGGCGAGGGUGGAAGCCCUGCAAGAACAGAAGUUCGCGAUGGAGCCCCAGGACCAGACAGCGGUAGUCGGCAGCAGAGUGACUCUUCCUUGCAGAGUCAUCAACAAGUCAGGGCUGCUGCAGUGGACCAAGGACGGCUUCGGGCUGGGCAACCUCACCGGUUAUGACCGAUAUUCAAUAGUUGGCAGUACUGAAGAAGGUGACUACUCGCUAGAAAUCUACCCGGUAGUGUUGGACGACGAUGCCAUCUACAGCUGCCAAGCAAGUGCAGGACCCGAUGGGGAGCUGCCUAUCCGCUCCAGGGUCGCCAACCUUUCUGUGUUGGUCCCUCCUGAGCCACCUAGUAUCAUUCAGGGCAGCCACCUCCUCACCACCGAGGACAGAGAAAUUGAACUGGAGUGCAUCUCCAUUGCUGGGAAACCACCAGCUGAGAUAACGUGGGUGGAUGGUGUGGGGAACCUGUUACGAGAUGACAUAGAGUACCUUACGGAACUUCAGCCUGACCAGAAGACGUACACGGCAAGGUCAAUAUUGAAGCUGACGGCCAGGAAGGAACAUCACAACACGACCUUCACGUGUCAGGCGCAAAACACAGCUGACAGGACGUACCGCAGCGCUCGGCUCAGGCUGGAAGUCAAAUACGCUCCGAAGGUGCGAGUGUACAUAGUGGGGAACGGCUCCAGACUUGUGGAGGGGCAGGACGUCAGACUGAUGUGUUCGGCCACAGCUAACCCUCCCGACAUCACCUACCGUUGGUUCGUCAACAACCAGCUGGUGCUCGACGACCCUACCACGGAACUGGUGCUCAAGAACAUCUCCCAGGCACACCACAAGUCCGUGGUCAGAUGUGAGGUGCACAACUUGGUCGGCAAGAGCGAGGAGUCCGAGACCUUGGACGUUGGAUAUGGUCCGAGGUUCAGAAUCAAGCCCUACAGUGUCCAGGCCGACGUCGGAGCAUCAGUCACGCUCACGUGUGACGUGGACGGCAAUCCUGCUCCCAACAUUGUCUGGAUACACGAGGACUCAGGCAGGCGAGGCAAUGUACUAACGUUAACGUGGGAACAGGUGGUGAGCACGUCCCCCAACCUCACUGUGAACGUCGCUCCCGACACGGCGGGCCGCUACUUCUGCAGAGCCACCGUCCCGGGGUUCCCUGACGUCCGGGCUGAGGCCACCAUCUACAUGAAGGGUCCACCUACCAUAGUAUCGCAUAGGACACAGUAUGGCAUCCCAGGAGACAAUAUCAGGCUGGAAUGCUCUGCCUUCUCCAUCCCCACUCCGCAGAAGGUUGUCUGGAGUUUCAAGGGUGAAGAUGUUGGCUCGGAUCUGGCUUAUUCUGUGCUGGAGGACCAGAUAACAGAAGGGAUCAAGAGCACUCUAAUCAUCCGGGACUCAAGACAAGAGCAUUUCGGGAUCUACAACUGCACUGUGUCCAACCCUUACGGCAGCGACAUCGUCGAGAUCACUCUCAAGGCCCAAAAAAGUUUCCCUCUACAUUCCACCCUCAUCGGAGUUAUGGGAGGUAUUGUGGUGUUCGUAGCAGUGACCACUGUACUCAUUCUCUGUCAGCGGACCAGAGUUGCAAAGCCACAAGUUGAGAAGGCCGAGGAAGUGAAGCAACCGAAGGAGAAUGACCUGGCGUCGAACAUCUCAGACCUCAAGUUGGAGCUUGAGUACAGUGGGAGCGAGUCAGGCAGUGAGAGUGCAGGACCCCGAGCAGGCCUGCCACUCGCUGGACCUGUACCGCUGGACACUCGCUACUCACACUGCUACACCCCCUCAGAGCUCUCCGACAGCUUUCCACCUCAACAACUGAACGGACAACACAACGAUGGCUAUGUGCCUUACGUGGACUACGCAAGAGACUACAACCCUCCAGUGCCCCUCCCAGCAGGGGUCUCUCCCGUCCCGCCAGCAAUCCCCGAGACUACAGAAGUGGACCCUAGGUACUCCGCAGUGUACGGCAACCCCUACCUGAGACACACGGUCAGUCCCCAGCUGCCGCCCCCUCCCAACCCCCAGUCCGCCCUGCCCCCACCCCCCUACAGCAUCCUCAGGAACGGUGCGACCCCCCAGACAAGACCUGCAAUACGACCGACCCCUCAGACGAACAAACCCACCCUAGCGACACACGUAUAAUACAACUAGAACUGACCACCAAGUUCCAUGCUUUUACCAAAACGAGUUAAGAGUUGCUGAAAUUCCUAUGGUAGUUUAGUCUAAUAUUAUAGGCGACAUUACGAAGACUGAAAUCUAGUUUUUUUAAUACAAUGACAAAAUGUGAGACUUCACCAAGGUCUGUUUUGUUAUCACUAAGAUUUACAGUUAGUUUCUGUGUAGGUUAGUCAUCUAGAAAGUUUUCUAACGUAUUUUUUAUACUACUACAAAACGUAUGCUCAGUUAAAAAAGUGUUUACUUUUAGGGAAUGUGAUAGCUUGUAACUUAUUACUGUACAGAUUAAAGCACUAAAAUUGAAGCCAAAGCUUCCUUACAUAUAGUUUACAUGCAAUCUUGUUUCUGAAAGGGUACACAUGUAAAAAGUUCAAUAUAGACCAAUAUCAGUUUUGUAUAACAAAACCAGUAAUGUUGAACUACGAAAACAAGACAAACUAAGUAUUGUAUAGAUAAAUAUGUGCUGAAAUAGAAAAACACAAUAUGGCAUCAACAUUGUUUCUGUAUAUAUAAAAUUUAGUCCCUGAAAAUAUCAUGAAUCUUCUAUGGUUAUGCAUGUACAUAAUUAAUUUCGCUUCCAAGAAUUAAAUAUUAUCUAUAAAUUCUCUUAAUAGAUAAAGUACUAAUGUAAUUUAAUUACAAUGUAACCCUACAAGUGUCUUUAAAUGUGAGUAUGUUCCUGAUAACACAACACUAAUAGAGGUCAAGUGGAUAUGUUAUUUGUUACAUACAAAAUAUGAACCAAAGUGUACUUAAUGCGCCGUCUAAAGGUGAGGUAACUUAUAUGUAGUGAACGCUAGGAAGCUGAUAAACUGUCAGUUCUCUCUUCUUAAGUUGUUAUUAGUUUUUUAAGAAAUAUAAGUUGUAUAGAGCACAUUAAUACAACACAAAUACCAUUCAUUGUUUAUGUAUAGUUUGUUGUCUACCAAUGCUGCAUUUACAUUCUUUAUGUAUGUUUUACAACUGUAAUCUUGUAAUUUCAUUCUGAAGAUUAAAUCUAUGUAAAUUUCUA